CCUUGAUUGGCCCUCUCACCACCAAGACGUUAAGAAGAGAAACCGCCGACGCUCUCACAAUGGUUGCAAUGUACACUGUCGCGGGCCGACAAGUCGGUUCCCACGUUGUAUGUGCCCGAAAUCCCUCUCUUCGUGCUUCUUUUGGUUGAUUGCCGGUCCCGCAGCUCGCAAUGGCAACCCUUGGUACUACCUUCGCGUUAUCGGCAUUGGCAAUGGGUGGGAAGAAGACUCAGACUACCCCUCCGAUUCAAGCUAGUAGCAGUGACGAGGAAAAGUUCAUCAAGUAUGUUCUACUCUUCGGAUGGACGGGCGAUUAUUAGAUGAGUGGGAUGACUGACUGACGAAUUGUCUCGAAUAGGGAAUUUCUAGCAAAGGCCGAGGUGGAAUCGAAAGCAAACCAUUAAGUGUGGGAUACCAAAGAGAUUGGUGGAUGGCGAUGAAUGGAAUUCCCAGAGUUGCGUGCAUAUCACGCUAUGGAGGUCGAUAGAUUUUUGAAGCAAAAAAAAAUCUUUCUCACCCCGACACUGACCGCGGAUCAAAGAGGAAUCAAAAUGACGGGUG
Molecule: messenger RNA, 561 nt
Organism: Tuber aestivum (summer truffle)
Lineage: Eukaryota; Fungi; Ascomycota; Pezizomycetes; Pezizales; Tuberaceae
Source: the annotation of a GenBank genome assembly